GGAUUACCCUAGCAACGGAAAUGUACACAAACAGACAAUUUACAAGCUUUCAACACGUUCCCAGCCUGGCAGUUUGAUUGAAAGUAUUCGCAGCAGAGAGGAAGAUGAGGUUUAAAUUGUCGCUAGCUGAAAAACCAUCUCACAAGGCCCCAGUAACCUGCGUUGGAUGGAGUAGUACUGAGGAAUUCUUCUCCGCAGGGGAUGAUGGUCUUAUUCUGUCUUGGUCUGCAUCAACUCUAGCCGCCACCAAAGUUGCACAGCUUCCAGAAUCAUGCUACCCUACUGAUAUGCAAUUCCUGACAAAUCGAGCAGGCAUGGCGGGAAAACAUCAGGAACUAAUUUUGCUUGCAACUGCUGAUGGCAAGUUCCACAUACUGAACAAAAGCGGGCGUAUAGAAAGAUCCGUCGAUGCUCACCAAGGUGCAAUAUUAUCCUCAAAAUGGGCUAAUGACGCAUCCGGACUACUUACAGCUGGAGAAGAUGGGCUUAUCAAGACCUGGUCAAGAAGCGGAAUGCUCCGCAGCACAGUUGUGACAAGUGACAGUUCAAUAUACAGUGCAUGCUGGUCACCGGACAGUCAAGCAGUUGCCUAUACUCAUGGAAAAUGUAUAGUGAUCAAGCAUUUGACACCAAAUACCAAGCCGCAAAGGUGGAAAGCACACGAAGGCUUGAUUCUUUGCAUUGCUUGGAGCUCCGCAUCAGAGCUGAUAGUUUCUGGAGGAGAAGACUGCAAAUAUAGAGUGUGGGAUAGCCAGGGUAGACAGUUAUUCUCUAGUGGAUAUCACAGCAACCAUAUUACGUCUGUGGCGUGGUCACCUACUGGCGACCUUUUUGCUGUGGGAUCCUUUGACGUCUUGAGAUUAUGUGAUUAUGCUGGUUGGUCUAUGUCUCUUGAUAAUCCAUCAACUGGUAGUAUAUACCAAUUAUCAUGGUCACCAGAUGGCACUCAAGUGGCUGGCGCAUGUGCCAACAGAAAAGUUGUAAUUGGUAGAGUAACAGAAAGAGAAUCAAGGUAUGAGAGAUAUCUGGCUUAUGUAACUGGUGAAAGGACUGUUGUUGUCAAAGAUAUGGGCCCUGAACCUACAGAGGAAGUGUUAGAAGUCGGAGAGAGAAUUGUACAGAUAGAAAUGAGAUAUAAUAAUUUGGUACUUACGACACCUGGACAGUGUUAUAUUUAUGGUACCAACAACUGGAACACACCAGCAAUAUUUGAUUUGAAGGAUGGAUCUGUAAUUCUAAUGUUAUUAUGUGAAAAGCACAUGUUGAUAGUAGAGAAAAGUACAGUGGGCAUUUAUAACUACCAGGGCCGACUAAUUGCUUCGCCAAAAUGGCCCAAAAUGAGGCUAGACACGUUAAGGAAAUCCCAAAUAUCACUUUCACCGGAUACACUAGGUGUGAGAGACUCUAUUGAUGCCAAAACUGUACAUCUGACAGAUUUGUCUAGUAACAGAACAUCAAGCGAUUUUACUUCGAUCCAGCAUUCCAUCCCGAUUAUUGAAGUCAGUUUGGAUCAAAGUGGUGAUCCAUCUGAUAGGACCUUGGCUAUUCUAGAUCGAACCAGAGAUCUGCAUCUGGUUCAGUUCAGAAGUUCAAACAAACAGUUCACCAAAUUGGGAAGGAAGAUUGAAUCUUUCCAAUGGUCUGCUACUCACAGUAUGAUAGCUGCUAUACAAGAUACUCAACUGGUAGUUUGGUAUUGCCCUAGUGCUGCUUUCAACUCAAAGCUUCUGAAACUCUGUUCGCUGCAAUAUGAAUCGGUGGAACUAGGUCGUGACCCAAGGAUUAACGACUUUGUUGAUAAUUCCGUUUCAGUUAGACGAGCCGAUGGUUCUCUGUUGAAUAUACCGAUAUCGCCGUUCCCUGGUUUGAUCCACCGUAACGUUCAAGAAAAUAAGUGGUCUGACGCUUUGAACCUCUGUAGAACUGCCAAUAGUGAAACUGCUUGGGCUUGCCUAGCGGUUCUAGCAACUCAAUCUCGGUCGAAUUUGAUAGACAUCGCCGAAGAAGCUUAUGCUAACAUAAAUCACCAUGAAAAAGUACUUUAUCUUCAGUUUAUUAAGACUUUGCCAUCUCAAGCAGAGCAAAAAGCUCAGCUAGCUCUACUCGGUGGAAGAGUUCAAGAUUCAGAAUCGAUUUUGCUCCAUAAUGGAAUGAUUUUUCAAGCAAUCUAUGUAAACGUAUCCUUACAUAACUGGACCAGGGCUUUGGAUUUAGCAGUAAAGCACAAAACCCACAUUGACACAGUUCUAUACUUAAGGAAGAAAUAUCUUGAUGGAUUGGGAAAAGAGGAGAACAACAAUAAGUUUAGCAACUUGAACGACACGAUACAAAUUGACGCGGAAAAGAUCGAGCAAAAGGUUACAAACGAGUUAAGGAAUGGAAAACCAAGCAUCUAGUUGUGUGGUUAUUGUUGUUUUUGUGUUUUUAAUUUUUCAAAUACAUAUAAUGAUGUGAGAUAUGUUAGACGUAUUCCCUUGUUAAAUACAGGGUGCGGCAGAGAG
This is a messenger RNA of Acanthoscelides obtectus, 2501 nucleotides long. Lineage: Eukaryota; Metazoa; Arthropoda; Insecta; Coleoptera; Chrysomelidae. The record is from the annotation of a GenBank genome assembly.